Messenger RNA from Ictalurus furcatus (blue catfish), 3318 nucleotides. It is a transcript of the gene pdk3a, whose product is annotated as pyruvate dehydrogenase kinase, isozyme 3a. The record is from RefSeq and is a predicted model, not a curated record. NCBI's taxonomy places the organism in Eukaryota, Metazoa, Chordata, Actinopteri, Siluriformes, Ictaluridae. Gene Ontology annotation, molecular function: pyruvate dehydrogenase (acetyl-transferring) kinase activity. The coding region runs from base 260 to 1471 and encodes 403 amino acids. The transcript is spliced from 11 exons. Gene Ontology annotation, cellular component: mitochondrion. Gene Ontology annotation, biological process: regulation of glucose metabolic process; protein phosphorylation.
CAAUAGUGGGAACAUUUCGGUGUUUUUUUUUUUAUUAUUAAUUUGGAGCAUUUAUUGUGAUGGAAGAGGAGAAGAAGCAGACGUCUGAAACGAUCUCCGAGAAUGCUCUGAUGAUUGUUAAGGAAGUGUAGCGUUUGCGGUUUUAAUGCUUUUGAUGAAUUGUAGCAACAGAACAUAACAUUAGCCAUCAUUAGCUGUUUAUAAUAAAUAGUGCAGCUGUUUGUUUUUAAAAACAUUUUAUUAUUUUUUCCUCAUCACAAUGAGGUUGUCGUCGGUUUUCUUGAACAUCUCUGCAAAAAUUGAGUAUUAUUCCAGAUUUUCACCAUCUCCUCUCUCCAUCAAGCAGUUCCUGGAGUUUGGAAGGGACAAUGCGUGCGAGAAAACCUCGUACAUGUUCCUGAGGAAGGAGCUGCCAGUGCGACUGGCCAACACCAUGAGGGAGGUCAACCUGCUGCCCGACAAACUGUUGGCUCAGCCCUCCGUCCGACUGGUGCAGAAAUGGUACAUGCAGAGCUUUCUGGAGCUGCUGGAUUAUGAAAACAGGAGCUCAGACGACCCGCACGCCCUGAACGACUUCCUGGAGAUCCUUAUCGAGAUCAGGAACAGACACAACGACGUGGUUCCCACCAUGGCCCAGGGCGUGAUCGAGUACAAGGAGAAGUUCGGCUUCGACCCGUUUGCCAGCUCCAACAUUCAGUAUUUCCUGGACCGCUUCUACACCAACCGUAUCUCUUUCCGCAUGCUCAUCAACCAGCACACUCUCCUGUUCGGUAACGACACGAACCCAGCGCACCCCAAACACAUCGGCAGCAUCGAUCCCGCUUGCAACGUCGCCAACGUGGUUAACGAUGCGUACGAGAUGGCUAAGAUGCUGUGCGAGCAGUACUACCCCACCGCCCCGACGCUGAAGAUCAAGGAGUUUAACGCUAAAGCUCCAGACAAGCCCAUCCAGGCUGUAUACGUGCCGUCUCAUCUGUUCCACAUGCUGUUCGAACUCUUCAAGAAUGCAAUGCGAGCCACAGUGGAAAAUUAUGAAGAAAAUAAAGAUGAUCUUCCACCUAUUAAGGCAAAAGUGACCUUGGGGAAGGAGGAUCUCUCUAUAAAGAUCAGUGACCGGGGUGGAGGCGUACCUCUGAGGAAGAUCGACAGGCUGUUUAAUUACACCUACUCCACCGCCCCGUCCCCCAGUUUAAACUCUAAACGGGUUCCACUGGCUGGAUUUGGUCACGGUUUGCCGAUCUCCAGACUCUACGCUCGAUAUUUUCAGGGAGAUCUGCAGCUCUACUCGAUGGAAGGCGUUGGCACGGACGCAGUCAUCUACCUGAAGGCACUCUCCAGCGAGUCAUUUGAGCGGCUGCCAGUUUUUAACAAGUCAGCGUGGCGGCACUAUCAGGGAGGCCCGGGGGCAGACGACUGGAGCAACCCGAGCAAAGAGCCGCGGGACGCCUCCAAGUACAAAGCCAAGAGAUAAAUCCACCACCACCAGUUCACCCAUCUCUCUCCUCCCCUCUGCACUCCGAGUGUUCUCUUUGUGUGUGUGUGUGUGUGUGUGUGUGUGUGUGUGUGUGUGUGUGUGUGUGUGUGUGUGAACGUACCUCAACACGACCUCUGCGCUUUUCCCCUCUUCUGAAAUAUCAGUCACAGUGCCCCCUGGUGGUGAGAGAGGACAGAGCGAAGAGGCCUUGACCUCCUGUCUGCAGUGCCACACAAUAAUAAUAAUAAUAGUCACCUCUCUCCAGCUGACCUUAAGAACAGAAAGGGAAAGUAGGGAAGUGUUCCACACCACACACAGAGCAUUUCAGUAUCUGACGCUGUGAGAUUUACAGGGUAAAAUAUUAGUCGGAGUGAGAAAGCCAUGAGAGAGCAGAGAUAUUUAACGUCUAAAGUACAGGAGUAGAUUCUUCAGAAGUCUGAUUCAGCAGAUGUGCACUGAUCGAUGGCUAUGUAAUCGUUAUACAGAACUCGAUAUCGCAUCAUUCAUUUCAGAAUAAUUUAUUAGGAUGCAACUCCAAGGGACGUGCAAAUAGAGCUGUGACUGCCAUUAAAAAAAACAACAACAAAGGUUUCAGGGUGUUAAAAAGGAAUAUAGCUUCCUGUGAAUAAUUAUUUAUAAAAGUGUUUACACAUCUGUAUGAUUCCCCGUUUUUUGUCGUUUUAUGUCACAAACAUCAUCUGAAGUUGAGUGUAAGACAUUUAAAUGAUUCCAAACCACUACCAGCAUGCCAGUAUGAACAAUGCAGCACAUGUGUAAAAAAUUUUAAAACAUGAUGGGAACUGUUUUUUGGUUUGUGCCCCCCCCCCCUUUUAAAAUUUUUUUUUUUUUUUUUUUUUCAUAUGUCUUGGAUUCCCAGCAUUCCUCAUGACGGUGAAGAGCGAACCCCAGCUGCUAGUGAGCAUUGUGCACAGCUAAUCAUCACGAUAUGUUUCGUUUAUCGGGACCAACCAAUUUUUACGGCUUUUAGGAAACCGUUCCCGUUCAUGACCUGCUAAAGGUUCAUUGAAGUUAUUUAACGUUAACUAGUUAAAAAUGUGACGUUAUUCCUCUGAUUAGCAGAAGUCAGCAUGUAUGUAGCGAGUCGUUCUUAAUAGACGUGCGUUUAUACCACAGCGCCGUUAAAUCCUCCAUUCUGAUUGGUCCGAAGGUGUUGAUUAACUUUCUAACCCCAUGGCUCUGACGUAGUGUCGGUUUGUCACCGGUUUAUAUUAACGCACUCGUCGUAAUACGUUAUCGUUUCUAUAGCUAUGAAAAAAAAUGAUCAUUUCUAUAUUCACAUUUACAGAAGGAGUCUCCAGUGCCAGAGACUCCGACAUCUUCAGAGCAGAGGAGUUUACGGUUUUGUCAUAACAAGCUGCGUCAUUGUUGUUGUUGUUUUGUUUCAGUUUAUAGCUGCUUUAAUGUCAGUGAGAACAGGAACUAACGUGUUUUGUGAACAUUACAUGUAAACUAUAAACAGAUAAAAAGUAUAACGUCGUUCAUUAAUACGUAAAAAAAAAUAUCAUACUCGCUGGCGAACGCUGUGGUAUAAGAGGAACAAAGCACUUCUAGGAAUAGAAUCAAAUAAAGGGUGGUUACGGUAACAACUGAGAAAACAUUCCCACUGGAGCAUCAGAGCACUGGAUUCCCCAGCAUGCUUUUAGCCAGUGUUAGGCUUCACGUGUUUUCGGAUCGUCACAGUUCCCAGUGUUAAUUGUGUAAAAGCGCUAAACACCGAUCUGAAUAAUUCACCUGAUAUUAUGCCUUUGUGUUCUUGUGGUUUAAAGUGGUUUAUUGUUUCAUUCUACUUCAGACUCUAAUAAAAGCGUCUCAGCUGCCUCGUU